Ostertagia ostertagi is the source of this 606-nucleotide messenger RNA. Lineage: Eukaryota; Metazoa; Nematoda; Chromadorea; Rhabditida; Trichostrongylidae. The record is from the annotation of a GenBank genome assembly.
UCAAAUCGGCAACGUUUCCUAGAUCAAGAGGUGCUGUUGUCAGAAUUGAAUUACGAAGUCAAAAGCCUAGCAAGGGAUAAGGAUAUUCUGCAAGAGCGAUGUAUCGAGUUAGAAAGGAAGUACAAGAAAGCGAAAGCUGCAAGUAAAGAAUUCGAAAAACUUAUAGAAGCGGCUGAUCCGUGCUCAUCGAAUGCACCGGAUUCUCCGUCAUUACUUGAUCGAUCGCGAAGGAAACACAGGUCUCCGUCCAAAAAGGAUGAGCAGAAUGAUUCUUUACAGAUAUGUUUGGAAAACUCGCAGAUUGAAAUCGAGGACCUUCGAUCAAGACUUGAAAAAGAAGUGAAUAUGUCAAAAUCGUUACAUGACGACCUAGAUCAAAGUAGGAAAUUGACUAGAGCCGACUGUCUUUCAUAUGCGUUGGAAAAUCAACGACUAAUCGAAGAAGCUAGAGAAGCCAGUCAACAAAUUGUGUCGUACCGAGCAAAACUAGAAGCACAAGGAGCAGAUCUCAUUGCAACGAAGAAAACACUGCGGGCUUUGCAACGGGAUAAAGAUUCAACUGUGUCACAGAAUAAUACGGGUACGAGUACGGUUGAUGAGAAAUAA